Molecule: messenger RNA, 1605 nt
Organism: Yarrowia lipolytica CLIB122
Lineage: Eukaryota; Fungi; Ascomycota; Dipodascomycetes; Dipodascales
Source: RefSeq, a predicted model, not a curated record
AUGUCGCUUCAUUCCUCCACAUCUCAUGACGAGAAAACCAGUGUCGUCGACCCAAUGUCGUCCGAAGACGUGGGCAAGACCCGAGACAUUGAGAUCCAGGAACUGCCCGACCAGAUUCUUGAGGCCCACAUCGACAAGUCCAAAUGGUACAACAAGCGACUAAAGAUUGGCAAGUUCAACUGCCUGCCCUACUCAUCGUCCUUUGUCCAGAUGAUCAUGGUCUCCUUCAUCUUCUUCCUCUGCCCUGGUAUGUUCAACGCCCUGACCGGUCUCGGUGGCGGAGGACAGAUGGACUCCACCGUCCAGUCCAACGGUAACGUUGCCCUGUACGCCUGCUUCGCUACCAUUGGUUUCUUUGCCGGAACUAUCGCCAACAAGCUUGGUGUUCGAGCUACCAUGACCAUCGGCUCUUUUGGAUACGCCCUCUACAUUGCCUCUUUCCUUUGCUAUAACAUCACCGAGAACGGUGGCUUUGUCAUUGCUUCCGGUGCCAUUCUUGGUUUCUGCGCCGCCUGCCUAUGGUGUGCCCAGGGCAUGGUCGUCAUGGGCUACCCCGCUGAACACGAGAAGGGCCGAUACAUUGCAGUCUUCUGGGUCAUCUUCAACCUCGGAGGUGUCAUUGGCUCUCUUGUGCCUCUUAUCCAGACCUCUGUCGACAACACCGAGCUCGGCAAGGUUGGUAACGGCACCUACGCCGCCUUCCUGGCCCUGUCUGCGGUCGGAUGGUUGAUUGCCAUGUUCAUGCUUCCCGCCAAGUACGUGGUCAAGUCCGAUAACACCCGAGUCAUUGUCCGAGAGAACCCCACCUGGAAGUCUGAAAUCAUUGCUCUCGGAAAGACCAUUGUCACCGACAAGCACAUCAUUCUGCUGUUCCCCAUGUUCUGGGCUUCCAACUGGUUCUACACCUACCAGUUCAACCAGUUCAACCAGCCCCGAUUCAACAUCCGAACCCGAUCUCUCAACAACCUGCUCUACUGGGUCACCCAGAUUUUCGGAGCCGGUAUCAUUGGUCUGUGUCUUGAUUCCAAGCGAGUUGGCCGAAAGAACAAGGCCCGAAUUGCCCAUGUCACCGUCUUCGUGCUCACCAUGGCCAUCUGGGGUGGAGGCUACGACUUCCAGAAGCAGUACACUCGUGAAGACAUCCCCACCGGCCCCGAUGCCGACAAGGACACCUUCUGGAAGAUUGACUGGUCCGACUCUCGAUACGGAGGACCCUGUGUGCUCUACAUGUGCUACGGUCUCUUCGAUGCCAUCUGGCAGACUUACAUUUUCUGGGUUCUGGGAGCCCUUUCCAACUCUGCUCGAAAAGUUGCCGUCUACGCCGGUUUCUACAAGGGUAUCCAGUCUGCUGGUGCCGCUGUCGUCUGGCGUCUUGAUGCCACUGGAGCCGAGUACAUGAGCAUCUUCGCUUCUUGUUGGGCUCUCUGCUGUGGCUCUCUGGUGCUCGCUGCCCCCGUCAUCUGGUUCUACGUCAAGGACCACACUGAGGCUGAGGAGGACAUUCAGGAUCUCGGCCCUGACGUAGCUGUCGUGAACGCUGCUGGGGAGAAGGACCUUGACGACAAGGAGCACAUUUCUGUGCAUGAGCGAACCGAGUCGGUCUAA